CUGGGUUGUGUGGUUCACUGUUAAGCUCGAGCCUAUCCUCCCAAGUUUCACCGCCGAAAUGCUGGUUAAAAUCACAGCUGACAUCAACUGCACCAACUACCAAGUGAUCGUCGAAGGACUGGGAACUGUGUUCCCCGAAAUGACACUCCUCAGGACGCAGGAGAUAACCAGGGUUCUGGUGGAGCACCUGAAGGAAUUCGCCACCCUAUUUAGCAGUCCAGGUUGCAGACAGAGCAUUAGCAGCGAUGCUGAAUGGCUUAACGCCAACUUGGGCCCAUUCACCACAGUGGCCAAUUACUCAGACCUUAAGGCCUUGAACGUCAGCGGGCUGGCAGCUCUGGAAACCCUGUCACCUGAUCAAAAAGCAGAGCUGCUGUUUGAUCCAACCACCGGUGCUCUUGAAAAUGUGACCGUGGUGGAGGAGGUGUUGAGCAGCAUCCUACAAUCCCCAGAUGAGAAGCAGCUUGAGAAAUUCUUUGAAAAAUUUGUGGAGGUCAGCAAAGAGGAAAACAUAACCUACAUUACAAACGGGGACGUCCGAGACACAAUGCUGAACCUGACUUUGACUGCUCUGGCUCCUAAAUUCCCCCUCUUCCAAACGAGUGACUAUGAGCUGUGGUUUCAAAUCAAUCUCGUGGUCCUGCUGGCCAGCUUCCGUCCUACGGUUCUGGUCCUCAUCCCCACCAACCUUACCUGUGACUCUUACAAUGCGAUAUUGAAAGGCCUGGAGAACGCUUUGGCAGUUCUCCCAUCUGACCUUAAAGAGGAGCUCAGGUCAAGCAAAGACAAACUUCGACAGUCACCACCACAAGGCUGCACGCCUCCUCUCCCCGUCGAUUUCUUUGAAUCAUUGGCGCUGCUGACCCCUGCCCAAGUAGCUGAACUCACACUGAGCUCUGGAGUAUUGAACAACACCAAUCAGAUCAGCGCUGUGUUCGACCGACUGGAAAAAGGCGACGCUCAUAAGAACGUAGAGGAGUUUCUGACGGCACUGAGCUCAGCUCCUGAGAUACCUGAUAUCAGCCCUGCCGUGAGAGACGUGAUGAUGAACCGAACCUUCAUAAUCAUCCAAGUGAAGAUCAAGGAAUUUGAGGCCCCUGACUGGGUUGUGUGGUUCACUGUUAAGCUCGAGCCUAUCCUCCCAAGUUUCACCGCCGAAAUGCUGGUUAAAAUCACAGCUGACAUCAACUGCACCAACUACCAAGUGAUCGUCGAAGGACUGGGAACUGUGUUCCCCGAAAUGACACUCCUCAGGACGCAGGAGAUAACCAAGGUUCUGGUGGAGCACCUGAAGGAAUUCGCCACCCUAUUUAGCAGUCCAGGUUGCAGACAGAGCAUUAGCAGCGAUGCUGAAUGGCUUAACGCCAACUUGGGCCCAUUCACCACAGUGGCCAAUUACUCAGACCUUAAGGCCUUGAACGUCAGCGGGCUGGCAGCUCUGGAAACCCUGUCACCUGAUCAAAAAGCAGAGCUGCUGUUUGAUCCAACCACCGGUGCUCUUGAAAAUGUGACCGUGGUGGAGGAGGUGUUGAGCAGCAUCCUACAAUCCCCAGAUGAGAAGCAGCUUGAGAAAUUCUUUGAAAAAUUUGUGGAGGUCAGCAAAGAGAGAAACAUAUCAAGCAUCAACACUGCUGUCAGCAGCAUCAUUCUGAACAUGACAUUGAUGGAUCUGGUGACCAGAUUUGACACCUUCGACCCGCAGACGUUUGCUCUGUGGUUCCAGACUUACCUGCACCUGUUCCUCCCUGGGAUCGGUCCAGAUAGUCUUUCUGUUAUCCCUAAGAACAUCAGCUGUGAUUCUUACAGAGAAAUCGUGAAAGGCUGUGAUAACGUGUUCAGCAGCCUCACAGUGAUUCAGACUAAGGAUGUCUACCGCUUCACACGUGACUAUCUCUCCCAUCAGCAGGGCCGAGGUCAGUCCUGUGUCCAGAGUAUGAACAAUGACUCUGAUUGGCUGCUGAAGAAUUUCGGCCAGUUCCGCAUAUUUGCCUCCUUUACUGAACUGAUCAACUUGAAGGGAGACUUUGAUGGGGUGAAAGUUGCAUACUUGCUGACUCCGCCCCAGCUGGCUGAGCUUUGCUCCGCCCCUUCACGGCUCCGCGGACCGCAGGAUGUUCACACAGUGAUGAGGGCUAUUGAAGCACAGCGGCUUUCAGACUUCUUUGAUGUUCUUUCUCCAAACAUCCAAGUGAAUGAACUGAACUACUCUGUGGAGGUGAAGCAGGCGUUCCUCCAGACGGCGUUCGUGAAAGGCGGGCUGUCGUCUCCCUCGGUCAGUGAUUCAGAGGUGUCAGUCUGGCUCACGGUUCGACUCAGACCUCUGCUGUCUGCUUUGAGCUCGGCAGACGUUGCAGUGUACUUUGACACCGUCAGGACUCGAGGCUGCGGCGUCAGACAGGAUGCUGUAAGUGUGCUGGACUCUUUAAGAGCGUCUCUGGAUGAAAACACACAACGUCAGAUCUAUAACAACAUCCAACAGUUACUCACAGAUCCGGAGCCUCUUCGCUGUUAUGGCAGCGGGAGUUUCUACCUUUUCCUCAAGACUUUCUUCCUUCGUUUCGGAUUUCCGGACCUGAGCACCUUCCUGUCUCUGAUCCCUGUGGGCAGGAGGCCUGAGGUGUUGAGCUCCAUCUCCACAGCGGAGCUGAGCGAGUUUCUGCAGGCGCCGCAGACCCUCGGCGACGGAUCGGGACUCUGUGAUCUGCUCAGCCAGUACAACCGGACCACACAGUAUCUGGAGAAGCAGCCGCUGGGGUCCGUGGCUUUGGGCCGGCAGGUGUUGUCCUGCGUCUGGCCUCAGGUUCUGAAGGUGGAGCUCCAGUCUGAGGUGGAUCAGUGGUUCGAUUGUCGACUCGUUCAGUACCUGCCGCUGCUCACCUCACAGUUCAUCGGUCCAGCGCAACUCAGCAACGCCACCUGCCUGCCGUACAAGAAACUUGUUUCAGUUCUUGGAAACAACUACAACUUCUCCAAAACUGAUUUCACCCCAGAAGAUGUUUACAGCUCCAUGAAGGUGUAUCUCACAAAUGGUGGCUCUCCGCGGUGCUAUGACGCCUCCGAUCCUCAGCUGAACUCCACGAACUGGCUCGUCAGCUACAUUGGUGUCUUCAUCAGCUACGUCACUCUGUCCGACCUCAACUCUUUCGUGUCAUCUAACCAGAUCGGCGUGUUCUUGGAGAACCCGGAGAACCUUCAGCUGCUCAACAGCACCGUAACCAUCCAGUCCAGUGUAGCGAGCUACUAUAUCACACAGCUGUACAUCCAGAACCCGUCCUUCAACCCCGUCAGGUUGCCAGGCCAGUUCCUGUGUGGAAUCCCAUCAUUUGCGUUUGAGCUUCUGGGAACGUCAGACAGUUUGUUGCUCAUCAAUCGAAUCAACGUCUUCUGCAAUGGAACCGAAAGCCCUGAGAUCACAGCUGCUCUCGCCGCCAAUCUCCCCUCCAUCUCCUCCUCCACCAUCAAGCUGCUCGGCAGUCAGACGGUCAGCCUGACGGAGGGUCAGAUAGGCUCCGCCUCCUCUGAUGUCAUCAAGGGCGCGCUGUCGACUCUCAGUGCCGCCGAAGGCUGGAAUCAGGGCCAAGCUAAUGCAGUCAUACAAACUCUCAUUGAGUCCGACUUUCCAAUCGACUCCGGCUCUUCCCUGCUGUCUCUCGGGACGCUCGUCAAGGGCGUUCCGUCGGAAACCAUCUCCAGCAUCACACCUUCAGAGCUCCUGAGCAUAUCCAACAAUCCCACCUUCAUCAGCAACAUCCUCUCGGCUCCGGUCAUCCUGCAGCUCGUUUACGUCAUGAAGAUCGUGUCCAUCGAUGAAACUAAAGUCAUUGAGAAUGUCCCGGAUGAGCUGGCUGGAUCGAUCCCGCGGGUGUUGCUGGUUCCUCAGGAGUCCGUAAAUGUAACCCUGAUCAACCAGAAGCAGUGGACGCAGGAGCAGGCGGUGAUGCUGUUCGGCUCUGUGGCCAAUGUCAGUACGGAUGCCGAGGAGCUGUCCGAGGAGCUGCUGCAGGGUUUCACCUGCACCUCCAUCCAGAAGCUCAGUGAAGUGAAGGUCAAGCAGCUGGUCAGAGCCUGCAGACAUCGGCCUGGACGGAAGAAGGUCCAGCUGAAGGAGAGUCAGCUGAUGUGCAUGUACAACUUCGUGAAAGACGAGGCCUCGCCGAGCUUCACAGAUUUACCUUCAGAAACGCUGCUUUACUACAGCUAUGAGAAGGUGGCGAAGGCAAAUUGCCGCUCGUAUUUCAGCGCUGUAGGAACGGCAGAUUACUCUGUUCUUUCCAGCGUCCUCGACAAACAGACAACUCUGUUCAACAAUGCACGAGACUGUCUGGGCAUCUCGGGUCAGAGUCUGAGCAGAGAUCAGGUGGAGGUUCUGGGGAAUCUGUCGUGCACGCUGGACCCCGUCUACAUCCAGAACUCUGAUCCAACCAUCAUUGAGAGCCUGAAGAACUGCCAUGACCUGUCCGAGGCUCAGAUCGGUGCGGUGGAAACGCUGCUGCUCACGGGAAACACGGCUUACGGGAACUCUUCGGUGUGGGAUCAGCAGACGCUGGAGCGAUUGGACAUCCUGCCGCUGUACUUCACUGAGGGCUUCUGGCAGCGGUUCAGCGCCCCUGUGAAGAGGAAGUACAUGAAGGUGUUCAUGCCGUCUUUGAGGACGAGAAAUACAGAGAAGCCGAAACUAAAGAAACUCUUUAAGAACUGCAACGCCGAGUUAGACGCUAAAACCAGAAUCAGGCGCUCCGCAGUCUGCACUGCAGGAAACAUCACUGAAGCCACCAUCACUGACGCCUCCUUCCCGUUCGGCUACACUUCGGCUCAGUUCGACGCGUGUCUGGACGUCAGGGUCCUCCGGGAUAACCUGGCCGCGGUCGCAGAGAAGGUGGACGACAACGAUUUCCAGAGAGUGAUUCUGAACAAGCUGAAGCAGGUGUAUCCCGGCGGUCUGGCCGACAGCGUGCUGAAGGUGCUCGCGUCUGUUUCACGACAAGCCACGGUGGACGAAAUCAGGACGUGGAACGUCACCACCAUCGACACGUUAACCGCUCUGAUGGACAAAAGCAACGGAGAAUGGGAUCGAGACAAGAGUAAGGAGGUGAUCCUCAGGUAUCUGAGCGAGGCCGGACACACUUUAGGCACUAAUGAACUGAACGUGAUCGGCUCGAGCCUGUGCUCACUGAACGUCUUAACACUGCAGAGCAUUAAAGCUGGAGACCUGAGCAAUGCAAAUGUUCUGGAUCUUUCCUCAUGUUCAUAUGAGCAGAAAUCAGUUCUGUACGUCACUGCAAACUCCUCAUACAGAGCUCAACGCAACAACGGCCCGAUUUACUACCACCUCAUCAACCCUUACCUCGGUGGAGCUCCGCUUGAGGACGUGAGGGCUUUGGCCUCUUAUAACAUCACUAUGGACGUCAGCACCUUGAGAAGCCUUAGCUUACCUGUUGUCAUGAGUCUGGGUGUGUCUGAUGUUCGGGCUCUGAUGGGUUCGGCCGUGGCGGAUCUGAAGGCGUUUGAGAACGACUCUGUGGUUCAGGCCUGGAUCGCCUCACAGCCGCAGUCUCAGUUAGACACGCUGAAUCUGGGUCUGCGCGGAGGCCGAGCCGAUCCGAGCACGUCAUCCGCUCCCGUCACCGGACAGACCAACAUCACCGCCAACGGCAACAGCACGCAGACGACCGCUCUCAGGCAAUCAGCUACGACUGUCGCUGCACAAGGAUCUGCAUCAGCGCACCGUCUCGGUCCAGGCGUGUGGUUCAUCGCGUCCUGCGUGUGGCUUCUGACUUUAACAUGAUACACGAUCAAUGAAUCCAACAUUAGCAAAAAUCAAUGAAAUCACUGUCAAAAAUCAAGCACUCCAUUAGAUCAAUACCAGUAAUCGAUCAUGUAAUAUCAGAAAGAACAAUGUUAGGUCUUAAUAUCACUAAUCUAUUUUCGUUGAUUUUAUAAUCAGCUCACAUUUGUUCUGAAAUGAUUUUUAAUUUAAUGUUAAUGAUUGUAUAACAAAUAUAUGUUUAAUUUAAGAUUAAGAACACAUUGUGUUUAAUAUAAUGAUUUUGUUUAAUUUAAUAAUUAAUAUAAUGAUAGAAUAACAAAUUAUCCUGUGCCUUAACUGUCACUGUAAAAUUAUUCAUUAAUCAUUCACUGUUGCUGUAAAUUAUUCAUUAUUUUUUUGUCCAUGCAUCUUUAUGAUUUCUUGAUCAAUGUGUGAGUUGUGUAUCAAAAUACCUGCGUUCCAGUGUUUGUGUAGAAAUGUACACAGAUGUGAGCUGCAUCUGUCUAAACCUCAUUUAGGGGACGGACUCAUUUAUCAAUGAGUAUAAAAAAGUUUGUUUGUUUGUUUUUUAAAGGCGGGAAAAACUUUAUUUUAAACUUACUUUAUUUUUUAUUAAUUACUUACAGUCAGUAGAUUAUCGAUUGGACCAUCAAAAUAAAGUGUUACCAAAAAUGUGUUGAUAAAUGCAUAAAGUUAAGGUGAGGGCUAUAGUGUUUAUAACUAGAUAUAAAACGACAGAAGUCUAUUAAAUGCCUCCAUUUACACAGCAGAGUAAACCUUAGUUUGAAUGAACCUUUUAAAAUAUAACUCUUACAGUUGUGGUUUACUCAAUAUUGCUACAAUAUCUCUUAAAAAGUUGUUCCCCUCAAGGCAUCUUUUCAAAAAAUAUGAGAAUGUGAUACUUUAUCUUAAGAAAUAUAUUAAAAUAAGAGCAUUUGUUUUA
Megalobrama amblycephala (Wuchang bream) is the source of this 6710-nucleotide messenger RNA. RefSeq lists its product as uncharacterized. The transcript is spliced from 42 exons. The coding region runs from base 59 to 5785 and encodes 1908 amino acids. Gene Ontology annotation, biological process: cell-matrix adhesion. Lineage: Eukaryota; Metazoa; Chordata; Actinopteri; Cypriniformes; Xenocyprididae. The record is from RefSeq and is a predicted model, not a curated record. Gene Ontology annotation, cellular component: cell surface.